AGAAACAGAACGCUAGCCGGCAAGAGCAGACUUGCCUAUAAGUGAAUAAAUUAAAUAGAAUUUGAAAAAAAAUAAUAAUUUACCUUAAAAAUGUGCAAGCGUGGCUUCGAACAAUUUGUCCUUAAUUGUGGACUAACGCUAUUGUUGGUGGGUUGUAUUUUAGCCGCUGCACCUGAGCGACGCUGUCCGAUAGCGUACAGGUGUGCAGAUGUUGAGGAAGUCGUCUGGUCCACGGAUGGCAGCAAGUGUUUUGUGUGGCGAAAUGGCUGUCACUUGAAAAAUGAAAAUUGUCAGCGUCUAAAUAGUAGACGAGAAGAGUUACGAGAAGUCACCAAAGAAGAGUGUCAGGAAAAGUGUAUUGACGCCUGCGUAGAGAUUUAUAGCCCCGUUUGUGCUGAAUAUAACGGUGUCAGACGCACCUUUUCGCAUAGUUGCGCUUUGGAAGCCCAUAUUUGUCGCUCUGGAAAAACGUACAGUCUGUUUGGCCACGCAGAGUGUGAUACAAAUUAGUUGGUAACUCUCCAAUCUUGUAAGUUUCAUGAGCUUGCCUUUAAUGACAACAAUAAUAAUAUUUGUAUGUAUAUUUGUAUAUAUUUUUAUGUAUUGAAUUUCAUCAAAUUAUUAAAACGGAGCUUUUGUUUCAUAAGUA
Bactrocera tryoni is the source of this 649-nucleotide messenger RNA. RefSeq lists its product as uncharacterized. Bases 91 to 510 code for a protein of 139 amino acids. The record is from RefSeq and is a predicted model, not a curated record. Gene Ontology annotation, molecular function: protein binding. Lineage: Eukaryota; Metazoa; Arthropoda; Insecta; Diptera; Tephritidae. The transcript has 3 exons.